AUGCACUACUCAAUGGCAAGUCGAUCAAACGAGGCAUUCACACGUCUCGAUCAAAUCCCAACGUUUGCCGAAAAGGCGAAUCUGAAGAAUCCGGAGAAAACAUCGACAAAAGUCUGCGUUUGGCAAGGUGACAUAACUCGUCUUCAGGUGGAUGCGAUCGUCAAUGCUGCGAACCAUUCACUUCUUGGAGGUGGAGGUGUUGACGGGGCCAUCCACCGGGCCGCAGGACGAGGUCUCUACGAGGAAUGUAAAACGUUGAACGGAUGCAAAACUGGUGAAGCAAAGAUAACGGCUGCGCACAAUAUCAAACACAUCAAAAAAAUCAUCCAUACGGUUGGACCUCAAGUACAUGGCUUAUUGAAUACAACACAUGAGGAUCAACUCAAAUCAUGCUAUUUACAGUCGUUAGCAUUGGCUGUUGAAAAUAAUUUACGAUCUAUUGCAUUUCCAUGCAUAUCAACUGGUAUCUAUGGCUAUCCCAACGAGCGUGCUUGCCCAACGGUGCUAAAUCUUAUCAAAUCGUGGUUGCUGGAGGACUCAAAUAUUGAUAAGAUGGAUCGUAUUGUGUUCUGUGUAUUUCUCGACGAUGAUGUUCAAAUCUAUACGAAGAAUCUGCCGAAAGUUUUUGGUGAAUCGACAUCCUGA
Anisakis simplex (herring worm) is the source of this 645-nucleotide messenger RNA. Lineage: Eukaryota; Metazoa; Nematoda; Chromadorea; Rhabditida; Anisakidae. The record is from the annotation of a GenBank genome assembly.